ACCUUUCUCUUCCACAAAGUUCCUUUCACCACCAAAAACAAACUACCAGAGAGAGAUCAAGGAGGGAUCGAUACUCCAGACACUCUCUGCGAUCUCAGAUCCAAACGACACCGUUUUUUUUUUUUUUACAUCCCUUAAUUAACCAUGUCUUCUGGAUUCAGCGGCGAUGAAACUGCUCCUUUCUUUGGCUUCCUCGGCGCCGCUGCCGCUCUUGUCUUCUCCUGUAUGGGAGCAGCAUAUGGAACAGCUAAGAGUGGUGUUGGCGUGGCAUCAAUGGGAGUGAUGAGGCCUGAACUUGUGAUGAAGUCAAUUGUUCCAGUUGUUAUGGCUGGUGUGUUGGGUAUAUAUGGGUUGAUUAUUGCAGUUAUUAUCAGUACUGGAAUUAACCCCAAGGCCAAGUCAUAUUACCUUUUUGAUGGGUAUGCACAUCUCUCAUCUGGUCUUGCUUGUGGCCUUGCUGGGCUUUCUGCUGGAAUGGCCAUUGGAAUUGUUGGUGAUGCUGGUGUCAGAGCUAAUGCCCAACAACCAAAACUCUUUGUUGGAAUGAUUCUGAUCCUCAUUUUUGCUGAAGCAUUGGCGUUGUAUGGACUCAUUGUUGGCAUUAUCCUGUCUUCCCGUGCUGGUCAGUCUAGGGCGGAAUAAGCAGUGGGAUUAGUACCUUUUGUUAUUCUUUUAUGGCUUAGUGGCGUGACUGCAGCGGAAAAAAAAAUUUAAUGAUUGUUCACUAAUUAUUCAUAGUUAGGAAUCACUUGCAAUGUUUUGAAAUAUUCUUAUGGAAGUGUCUGUUCUGCCAGACCCUUAAUUUCUUUGUGCUGUUUGCAGAGGUAGGAUGAGUCUAUCUUCAGAAUAAAAGCUCAUUAAGCUGUUA
Molecule: messenger RNA, 868 nt
Organism: Hevea brasiliensis (rubber tree)
Lineage: Eukaryota; Viridiplantae; Streptophyta; Magnoliopsida; Malpighiales; Euphorbiaceae
Product: V-type proton ATPase subunit c4
Exons: 3
Coding region: 145-642 (165 amino acids)
Biological process (GO): proton transmembrane transport
Cellular component (GO): proton-transporting V-type ATPase, V0 domain
Molecular function (GO): proton-transporting ATPase activity, rotational mechanism
Source: RefSeq, a predicted model, not a curated record